Macrosteles quadrilineatus (aster leafhopper) is the source of this 3341-nucleotide messenger RNA. Its product is annotated as nardilysin. Bases 39 to 3110 code for a protein of 1023 amino acids. Gene Ontology annotation, molecular function: metalloendopeptidase activity; metal ion binding. Gene Ontology annotation, biological process: proteolysis. The transcript is spliced from 2 exons. Lineage: Eukaryota; Metazoa; Arthropoda; Insecta; Hemiptera; Cicadellidae. The record is from RefSeq and is a predicted model, not a curated record.
AAUUAUCAAUUUCUGAAAAUGAAGAUGUUAAUAUAUCUAUGAUAAAGGAUGCCCUCGUUAGGUUAGAACCUCCAAAUAAGUCUCAAUCUGAUGUAAAAGAGUAUUCUGUCAUAAAGCUACCUAAUGGUCUCACAGCUUUAUUAAUAUCAGAUAAGUCUCAAAUAAUUAACCUUGAUGAACUAAAUGAAAGCUCUGAGAGUGAAUCUUCUGACAGCGAAUCAUCUGAAAGUGGUAGUAGUUCACAAAAUGAAGUCUCUGAGGAUGAGGAUGAUGUGCCGAAAAAAACUAUUAAUUGUGAUCAGAAAUUGGCAGCUUGUGCACUUUGCAUAGGUGUUGGGAGUUUUAGUGAUCCCGAAGAGAUACCAGGAUUAGCUCAUUUUUUAGAACACAUGAUAUUUAUGGGAAGUGAAAAGUAUCCCAAAGAGAAUGAGUUUGAUACAUUUAUUAAAAAGAAAGGCGGAUCGGAUAAUGCCUCAACCGAAUGUGAGUACACAACUUUUUAUUUUGAUUGCCAUGAAGCUCAUUUGUGUGGAGCAAUGGAAAUAUUCUCUCAGUUAUUUAUUUCUCCAUUGAUGUUACGAGACACUAUGACCAAAGAGAGAGAAGCCAUUGAAUCUGAGUUUCAAAUGUCCCUCCCUUCUGAUGAAAGUCGCAAAUCUCAACUGUUAUGUAGUUUGGCAGAUGUAAGCAACCCAUCUCAUAAAUUUAUGUGGGGCAAUCUUAUCACUCUCAGAGAUAAUGUAAGUGAUGAUGAGCUGUACGAGGCUGUACAUGAAUUCAGGAAAAGACAUUAUUCUGCUCAUCGAAUGACUUUAGCAGUACAAGCUCGUUUGCCUUUAGAAACAUUGGAAUCAUGGGUUCUUAAAUGUUUCAAAGAUGUUCCAAACAAUGAAUUACCUCCUGAUCGUUUUAACCUUAAUGUGUCACCUUUUAGAAAAGACGAUUUCCGCAAAAUGUAUAUAGUGAACCCAGUUAAAAACGUCAAUAACGUAGACCUCACUUGGGUUUUGCCGUCUACUCUCAAAAUGUACAGAACAAAACCUUUGAACUACCUGUCAUGGGUUAUAGGUCAUGAAGGCAAAGGAAGUUUAAUUUCUUUUUUAAGAGAGAAAAUGUGGGGAUUUGAUAUAACUGUGAGUAGUGGUGGAGAUGGCACAGAAGAAAAUACACUCUAUACGCUAUUUACUAUUUCAUUGGUGCUAAGUGAGGAGGGAAUUAAGCACAUCAAAGAAAUACUUAGUGUCGUAUUUGAGUACUUAAAGAUGUUUCAACAAGAAGGGCCUCAAGAAAGAUUAUUUAAAGAAAUGCAGCUUAUCGCUGAAACUAGUUUCAGGUUUGCAGAAGAGAUUUCAUCAGCUGAAAAUGUGGAACAAUUAGCAGAAAAUAUGCACUUUUAUGAAUCAAGAGAUUACAUUACUGGUAUGGAGUUAUUUUAUGAAUAUAAUGCUGUAGCGAUAAGAAGUUUUUUAAAUGAUUUAAGACCAAACAAUGUCAAUAUUAUGAUUUCAUCAAAGAUUGCUGCCUCCAAUGAAAUUCUUGAUAAAGAGGAAAAGUGGUAUGGAACAAAAUAUUGUGUCAAAGAAAUACCUGCAGAUUGGCUGGAGCAAUGGAAGAAUAUCCAAACUACCGAAAAGUUUCACCUUCCUGAAGAAAAUACUUUCAUACCAACAGAUUUUUCAAUUUUAGAAACCCCUCAAACUCCUGAUGAGUACCCUGUAUCCCUGGUCAAAAACAGUCUUUCAGAAGUGUGGUACAAACAAGAUGUUACGUUUAAAUUACCAAAUGCCUUUUGUUGUGUGAAAUUAGUAUCACCGUUUGCUUUUGUGUCACCUCAAAAUGCAGCAGCAUUAGAUUUAUACAUUACUCUAUUGAAGCAAUCUCUCGUUGAAGAGUUGUACCCUGCAAAUGUUGCUCAGCUAGAAUAUGGUUUUCACUCUGGGGAAAAAGGUAUUGUUCUUGUCAUAAAUGGCUUCAACCAAAAGCUAAAGAAACUACUACAUGCAAUUCUGAGAGGUAUGAAAUCACUGACCAACAAUGUGAAAGAAAAGCUCUUUGAUGUUAUGAAAAUGGAACAAAUUAAAGGUUAUUCAAAUGGCAAUUUGAAAACAGGUUUUUUAGCUAGAGAAAUCAGGAUGUCUAUUUUAUUAGAAACAUAUUGGACAGCUCUUAAUAAAGAAGUAGCUAUAUCAGAUCUAACGUUUGAAAAAUUUAAGGAUUUGAUGGCAGAGUACUUUCAACAAAUGUAUGUUCAGUGCCUUGUCCAAGGUAACAUAUCCAAAGAAGAAGCUAUUGAGUAUGCUGAAUUGGUGAAGAAUGAGUUGUCAUUUAAUCCUCUGCCUUCAGACAUCAAACCUAAGAUAAGAGUGCACCAGUUACCUAUCGGUGAGAAAUUUUGUGUUGUUAAGUCAUUCAAUAUUGGUGACUCUAAUUCCAUUGUAACCAACUACUACCAAUCAGGCCCAGGAUCUAUCCAAGAAUCAUGUGUAAUUGAGAUGUUGUUGAUGUUGAUGGAAGAACCUAUAUUUGAUGCAUUAAGAACUAAACAACAACUAGGAUAUGACGUCUCUUGUUCCUUGCGAGAUACAUUUGGUAUCUUAGGAUUUUCUUUAACAGUGAACUGUCAGUCGGAUCGUAAUAGCCCUGAAUUUGUAGAAGGUAGAAUAACAGAAUUCCUUCAUGAUUUUUUUCAAAAGCUCAAAGAUUACCCAAUGGACGAGUUCACAGAAAUGCAAGAGUCACUUAUCAAGCUAAAAAAAUGUAUGGAUAAUCAUUUGAAAGAAGAAGUAAAGAGAAACUGGCAAGAAAUAAAAUCAGAGGAGUACAUAUUCGAUAGACAUCACAAAGAGAGGGAGUUGAUUGAGAAACUAACACUGGAAGAAGUUAUUGAAUGGUUCAAAAUAACUGCUGGCCUUGAAAAUUCAAAUUGUAAAAAGCUGUCUACUCAGGUUGUAGGAAAAUUAGAAGAAGAUAACAGUGAUGGUCCAAGAAAAGAUGAUAGCAAAACAACUCUCAACUUCCUACACAAGCAAGAAACGAGUGACAAAUACAUUUACUGUGUAAAGUCGUUCAAGGAAUCGCUUACUCUGUACCCACCUCACAAAAUUACUUAAACAACUCUCUCACAGGCUUGCAUAUCACAAACAGGAAUUUGUCUUGGUGAAGUUACAAAAUUGAAUCAAGGAUUUAAAAUAUUAAAAAAAGUUAAGUAGCAAAGCUGUACAAAAAAUACAAAUAUUGGAGAUAAACUUUUUGUUAAAAGCAGUAGGCCUUACAGCCUAUUUAACAUGAAUUAUUUAUAAAAUACGGUGUUGAAUUUGUUAAAUAAAUUUUUUAUAGAACAA